Molecule: messenger RNA, 4048 nt
Organism: Pyrus x bretschneideri (Chinese white pear)
Lineage: Eukaryota; Viridiplantae; Streptophyta; Magnoliopsida; Rosales; Rosaceae
Product: probable ubiquitin-conjugating enzyme E2 23
Exons: 9
Coding region: 199-3579 (1126 amino acids)
Source: RefSeq, a predicted model, not a curated record
UUACGUUUCUUCCAGCUCCGCCCCUGGCAAUAUAUUCUCCGUGACACAGCUUUAGACCCUCUGUUCAAAAAAUCAACAGGCUCUUCUCGUUCUCUCUCCGUCGUCUUCUUCCUCCAUCAGAGUACCUCUCACCCCGAACUCCCAGAUUUCGUCAGCUUGACACUAGGUACCACAUUUAUUGCCUGCUGUCAGUUUUGGAUGGGAACCAAGGAGCAUGACACUGUUUUUAAAGAUGACGAGCCUCCUACUAUUGGCCACGAUAAUAUUUCGUUGAGCCAGGUUGAUUCUUCAACAAGCGCAGUUCAUUGCAAUUCAAAUGUAAAUAUUGAAAGUAAUGAAGUUAAAAAGUUAAGUGAGGUUGUCAGCAACAUUAACAAUACCCCAUAUAUUUAUAGACAAGACGUUGUGAGGAGCAAGAGUGGUAUGACUGGGAUUGUAACUGAGGUUGCUGGUGAUUCAGAUUCUGAUAGUAGCAUCAUUGAUGAGGAGGAUGAUGAUGAAGAUGAUUACUACGAUGAUGAUGAGAAUGAGGAAGAAGGUGGUAAUAACAAUAAUACUACUCGUGGGAAUAGUGACAAGAACAAAAAUGGUAGUAAUGAUAAGACUGGUCCCCUUCCUGCUGACCAAGUUCGAGUACUUUGGAUGGAUGAGACAGAGUCAACCCAAAAUAUUAAUGAUGUAACGGUUGUUGAUCGAGGGUUCUUACAUGGGGAUUUUGUUGCUGCUGCUUCUGACCCAACUGGGCAAGUUGGUGUCGUGGUGGAUGUCAAUAUCUCUGUUGAUCUAUUAGCUCCUGAUGGGUCAGUCAUAAAAGACCUUUCAUCCAACGAAUUAAAACGUGUGAGGGAGUUCACUGUGGGUGAUUAUGUGGUCCUUGGUCCCUGGCUAGGUAGGAUUGAUGAUGUUUAUGAUAAUGUGACAGUUUUGUUUGAUGAUGGUUCUGUGUGUAAAGUUAUGAAAGCAGAUCCGAUGGACCUGAAACCAGUUUCCAAGAAUAUGCUUGAAGAUGUGCAUUUCCCUUACUACCCAGGGCAGCGUGUGAGGGCAAGGUCAUCAGUUUUCAAGAAUGCUAGGUGGCUAUCUGGCUUGUGGAAACCUAAUCGCGUGGAAGGUACUGUUACUAAGGUUACAGUUGCUUCAGUAUUAAUUUAUUGGAUAGCUUCUGCUGGCUGUGGGCCAGAUUCUUCUACUGCACCUGCUAAAGAGCAGGUUCCCAAGAACUUGAAAUUACUGUCUUGUUUUACGCAUGCAACUUGGCAAUUGGGUGAUUGGUGUCUUCUCCCCUCAUCAGUGUCAUCGUCUUCCCUUCCUUUAGACAAGGGAUCAUCAGAAUUAGAACUUAAUGAUUCUGUAAGCAGUGAGUUAGAACCUAGUCAAAUGGGUUGUAAGUGUGAUUCAGAAGAGAGUGCGCUAGAUGAAUCAAAUGGAAAUCAUGAAUCCAUGGAAAUCGAUCCAGUAUCUGUAUUAGAUGGAAACAAUGGAAUUACUGGAAGGAAUACAUCUGUUGAAUCUAGUUCCUUUAAUAGUUCAUUGUCAGUUUCAAAGGAGCCUGUUCAUGAAACUUGGCCUCUUCAUCGCAAAAAAAUCCGCAAAGUUGUGGUUAGGAGAGACAAGAAGGCACAUAAGGAAGAAAAUUUUGAAAGAUCCUUUUUGAUUGUCAAUACCAAGACAACAGUUGACGUGGCAUGGCAGGAUGGCACGACAGAACUUAAACUGGACUCAAAAGAUUUAAUUCCGCUUGAUAGUCCGGGUGACCACGAAUUUGUUGCUGAACAGUAUGUGGUGGAGAAGGCGACUGAUGAUGGUGAUGAUGCUUAUGAAGCUAGGCAUGUUGGGCUUGUGAAAAGUGUCAAUGCCAAGGAGAGAACAGCUUGUGUAAGGUGGUUAAAGCCAGUUUCCAGACCAGAAGAUCCUAGAGAGUUUGACAAAGAGGAAAUUGUGAGCGUCUAUGAGCUUGAGGGGCAUCCGGAUUAUGAUUACUGUUAUGGGGAUGUUGUUGUCAGAUUAUUGCCAGUUUUUGUCCCUGCACAAACUGCUUCAGGUACAGAAUUCGAUGAGGAACCAAAACAACAAAACGGACCAAGCGAGCUUAGUUCUGCUUCUACAAAAAAAGAUCUAUCUAGUGAUGAAGCUUGUUUGGACUUCUCAGAUCUUUCUUGGGUUGGAAAUAUAACUGGUCUUAAGAAUGGGGAUAUUGAAGUUACAUGGGCUGACGGGAUGGUUUCUACGGUUGGACCUCAAGCAAUUUAUGUUGUUGGCCGAGCUGAUGAUGAUGACUCUAUCGAUGCUGGAAGUGAUGUUAGUGAUGCUGCUAGUUGGGAAACGGUUAAUGAUGACGAGACGCCUGCACUAUGUGCCCCUGCAAUCACAGAAGAGGAAGUCCGGCUACAAAAUUCCUUUGGUAUGAAUUUUGAAGCAGAAGAAAGUGGAGAGAACAAUUCUGGAAGGAACCCAGCAUUGUCUGUUCCCUUGGCUGCAUUCAGGUUCGUUACCAGACUGGCGCAUGGUAUAUUCUCAAGGGGACAAAGGAAUUUGGAUUCAAUUCUUUGGAUAAUGAAGGUGAGGGCGAAGGUGAAGUUGAGCCUCGGGAAGUGGAAAUUUCUCAGGGAAGAGAUCAUGGUGAAGAUUCCAGCUCUCAGAAUUCUAAUGGCUGCAGAAAUGUUGGAUGCAGCAGAAGUUCUAUGCAACUUAAAGACUGAAGACUCAUAUUCUAUAGAAUGCACUAAGGAUGAUGCUUGCAGUUUCAAACGCUUUGAUAUUGCCAAAGAUCCUUUGGAUCAUCAUUUCCUUUGUGCAGCUGGGCAGAAUACCAGUGGAAGAAAGUGGUUGAAGAAGGUUCAGCAAGAUUGGAACAUCCUUCAAAAUAACCUUCCUGAUGGGAUUUGUGUACGAGUGUAUGAAGACCGAAUGGAUCUCUUGAGGGCAGUUAUAGUUGGGGCUUAUGGGACACCUUACCAAGAUGGCCUCUUCUUUUUUGAUUUUCACCUCCCUCCAGAGUACCCUGAUGUUCCUCCGACAGCAUACUAUCAUUCUGGUGGCUGGCGGAUAAAUCCAAAUCUAUAUGAAGAAGGCAAAGUGUGUCUUAGUCUUUUGAAUACUUGGACUGGCAGAGGGAAUGAAGUAUGGGAUUCAAAGUCUUCUAGCAUCCUUCAAGUUCUUGUUUCACUCCAGGGGUUGGUGCUAAAUUCUAAGCCAUAUUUUAAUGAAGCUGGCUAUGAUAAGCAGGUCGGGACGGCUGAAGGAGAGAAAAAUUCAUUGUCCUACAAUGAGAAUACUUUCUUACUGAACUGCAAGACAAUGAUGUAUCUUAUGCGGAGGCCACCAAAGGACUUUGAAGAGCUCAUCAAUGACCAUUUCCGGAGGCGUGGUUAUUAUAUCUUGAAGGCCUGUGAUGCAUAUAUGAAAGGCUAUUUGAUUGGUUCUCUCACUAAAGAUGCCUCUCUUAGUGAUAAGAGCGAUGUAAAUUCAACUUCGGUUGGUUUCAAGUUGAUGUUAGCUAAGAUUGUGCCAAAGCUUUUCUCGGCCCUGAGUGCGGUUGGAGCUAAUUGUCAAGAAUUUAAGCAUCUGCAACAAUCGUAAGACAGGCAUGGAGAUUCUAUUUGCCAAGUUCUCGGAUCCAUCAAGCCAAAAAGGUCAAUCCGUUUUGAUCAGUUGUUAUUUUCUGAAGAUUUCGGAUACUUUGUCAAUGUAAGGGGCUUUCACGUUCUAUUUGAAUUCAUUUUUUUAAACUCAAUAGAAACUGAAAGCCUGUCCCAUUUUAGGUUAGAAUUCAGCUAUCCCCGGGCAUAUAUACCUGGUCAUAAGGCAGACUAUCUCCUGUUUUAGGCAUGGCGGCGUUUGUCGGGGCAAAGUUGCCGGCACUCCCUCUAUUUUCAUAAACGAUGUUGCCAUAACUGGUGGUAGCUUUUGGCAGGGGCUUUCUGCUGUUGCAAAAGCGACCAAAGAUUUGCAUUCACUUUCCGUUUGGUCCUUGUUCAGAAUUUGUAUGGAUUGAAUUGAUAUUAUAUCAGAUUAACUAUGUGAAUUGGCUUCUCACCAUUCAUUUCAA